AUGACAGGAUCGCAGGGGACUCCAAGUACGACGGCGAGCCAGGCCGCCAUUGCAGCCGCAGCUCUCUUUACAUCGCAUCCUGCCCCUUCAUCAACUAAUAAUGCUAACAAGGUCCCCAGCAUCAAUGGCAGCGCCGAUAAUAAACAGCUUGGAAGACAAGAAAAUACGAUUAGAACAUCCAAAUUACACAAAAUGAGGACAACAGUAAGCAGAAAUCAACCAUCCAUGAGGCCACUUCAAACAUCAUCAUCAGUAGAUAAUUUACAUGCAGAUAAAGCCAAUGGGUCAAGAGAUUAUUCUAUUUAUAAUACACCAACCUCCCAAGUGCCUCAAUCAGCAACAUCGAUAUCGAGUAAAAAUAACAAGUGGAAUGAUAUAAACAAUAGCUCUUCUUCCACUGCUCUGGCGGCUGCAUCGUCAAUUGCAAAGAGAAAUCCAGAGAUGAUUAUAUCUAACGCAACUUCGCCAAAGUUGUUGAGGAAGCAAAGGGUUCGGAAACCCCCAUUAGUUCCACAAACUACAAAUCCAACGAUAAUAGCAAAUCACUUACUCCAAUCAGAAGUUUCCUUACAAGCGCCGACAUCAAUUGUUUCUACUCCUUCUUCUAGCCCCAAAUCACUGUCUAAUGACAGUAAUAUUAUACCUUCUCACUAUCCAAUAUCUACGACACAAAUACCCAGCCACAUCAAGAAGCUCGACUUGAAUACCUCUGUCAUUUCAGUUGAUCCACCAAUGCCUAGUGCAACUACUGCUCCUGACAACACAGCACCGAAUCAAAGGCUAAGGAAUUCCAUGGGUACUAGUAAUUCAAUUUACCAACAGCAGUCAGCAAAUGUACCAUCACAACAGUUGGUUUUCAGGACUACUUUGAGGGAUGAUAAAAAGUCGAAAAAUAAGAACAGCAAGUCUGGAUUCAACGAAAACAAGCCCUGGAAGAACCAUGAACGAGAAACUCUGAACAUGAUCACAUCAGACGAGAAAAAACGUUACGAGGGGGUGUUUGCAGCAAACAAAUCCUCAUACCUUGAUCUUGACCCUAGGCUAGUUGACGCUGAAAGUUUGAAAUUAUCAAAUUUUGUAAACACUUAUACACCACUAAACGAAAGGAUCCACAGUUUGAUCGUCUAUGAAAUCUGGACGAGGUCGAAAAUCGAUAAGACAACCUUAUCCAAGAUUUGGUCGUUGGUAUUAGAUGAUCGAAAAAGACGUUGGAUAAAAGCAGUUAACAACGGAUCAAAAGAAUGGUUAGUUGAAAUACCGAAGAACCAGAUAAUGACAAAUACGAAUGGUUCACGUUCAUCUGAGAAUGUGCAAGAUGACACAAGAGAACAACAAGUUAGCUAUAACUUGCUAGACAUUGAUAGGAAUAUGUUCGAUGAUUCGACAUUAACAUAUGAGGAAUUCAUUGUUGGAAUGUGGCUUAUAGACCAAUGCUUGUAUGGUAGAAAGUUACCGAAAUCAAUACCCGUAACUGUUUGGGAAACAAUCGGUAUUGAUUGGUCCCAGAAAUACCAACCACAUCAUCAUCAUCAUCAUCAAAAUCUAGUUGGUGACCUGGUAAGCAAGGGCAUUAAAACAGGGAAAUCUACGAAACGGGAAGUUUUCAAAAAAGUGAUUGGUAUAUAG
Messenger RNA from Pichia kudriavzevii, 1626 nucleotides. RefSeq lists its product as uncharacterized. Bases 1 to 1626 code for a protein of 541 amino acids. The record is from RefSeq and is a predicted model, not a curated record. Lineage: Eukaryota; Fungi; Ascomycota; Pichiomycetes; Pichiales; Pichiaceae. The transcript has a single exon.